CUGCGAUGUCUCACUUCGCUAUCGAAAUCGGGAAAAUAAAAUUCUAUCGCCUUGCAGUGAAAUGCGUUGAAAUUAAAUUAAAAAAAGAAUAACAAAAGAAAAUCAAAAUCAAAAUAUAAACAAAAAUUAUUGCAAUUUCUGACACAAGAAAAACUAAAUUAAAAAAAAGAAAAACAAUAAUGUCCGAUCUAACCGACAUUUACACUGAUUUUGUCGAAAUUAAAAAAGAACGAAAACCCAAACGCGAACCAAAUAAACUUGUCGUAAUCAACGAGGAGGACCUCAUCCGUCAAGUCGAAAUCCGACCCAUUCUCUAUGACAAGUCGUUAAAAGGAUAUCGAAAGUCAGCUUUGCGCCAUCAGUAUUGGAAGGAAAUUGCAAAUUCAAUUGGAUCCAGUGUUGAAGAGUGUAGAAAACGUUGGCGUUCACUUCGGGAUGCAUUUUCAAAACACUACAAAUUAAUGGGAAGAAUGGAACCAGUAACCUAUAAACGCAAGAAAUGGAUAUUUUUUGAUCAGAUGAGUUUUAUUGCUCAAUAUUUGGAUAACUCCAACUUGGAGAUUGAGGAAACUGUAUUGGAAGAUUUUCAAGAUAACUCUCACGAUGACAUUUUAAUACACGAUUCCGAUUCCGGAGCGAAUAUAAACGUGAACGACGUUAAUGACCUAACACACGCUUCUUUUAAGACUGAUAAUAAUUCAAUUAGUAACAGCCUCAUUGAAGACGAACCAAACUCAACCAAUCAUCAUCAUCACCACCAUCAACAACAACAACAACUUCACCAUCAACAACGCCAACAGCAUCAACAUCAAAACGACUCCACAAUCGAUCUUGUUGAUGGAAAUCAAUUUAUAACUCGAAUAUUUCCGAGUCCCACAACAACAACACAAUAUCUGACACUGGACGAUCACGAUACCGAAGUUGUGCAUCAGCAUCAGGAAAGUAAAAAAGAAAUACAGCUACAAACAGCCAAAAGCAAUAAUGCCCUCACUGCUGAAGAGUACGCCACACUUAUGAAUAUCGAUGGUGAUGAUAAAUUUCUGCUAAGCUGCUCGCCAAUUUUGAAACGUCUCUCGAGGCAUAAAAACGCUUUGGCACGUUUGAAAAUUCAACAGAUUCUUUAUAAUAUUGAAUUUGGUGGGGAAGUUCUGCAACCCUAGUACAAUUAUCUUUAUUUUGUCUAUAAUUUGUUAUUAGUGUAAUAUAUUGUAAAUUUUUAUUUAAAUGCAAGGAAAAAUCCACCUCA
Messenger RNA from Eupeodes corollae, 1246 nucleotides. RefSeq lists its product as uncharacterized. The record is from RefSeq and is a predicted model, not a curated record. Lineage: Eukaryota; Metazoa; Arthropoda; Insecta; Diptera; Syrphidae. Gene Ontology annotation, cellular component: nucleus; transcription regulator complex. The transcript is spliced from 3 exons. Gene Ontology annotation, biological process: regulation of transcription by RNA polymerase II. Gene Ontology annotation, molecular function: DNA binding. Bases 180 to 1160 code for a protein of 326 amino acids.